Messenger RNA from Orbicella faveolata, 1065 nucleotides. RefSeq names its product ubiquinone biosynthesis protein COQ4 homolog, mitochondrial-like. Gene Ontology annotation, cellular component: mitochondrion; mitochondrial inner membrane. Gene Ontology annotation, biological process: ubiquinone biosynthetic process. The record is from RefSeq and is a predicted model, not a curated record. Lineage: Eukaryota; Metazoa; Cnidaria; Anthozoa; Scleractinia; Merulinidae.
UUCCGACGCGUUACAUGAAGUAGUCACGUUUUGGUUGCCCCAAACAGUUUGAUCUCGCUUCUGACAGAGGGAAAACUGGGACUGAAAUUAAAAAUAAAAAUGGCGGCUGUCGGAUUAAGAAAUCGCCGUGUUUUGAAACUGUUAUUGAAUCCAUGGUUCAGGCGCUCAAAGGUAAAGCGUUUUGUGACAGCAGGAUUAGAGUUGGAGGAUUCUAGUAGCGAUAGAACCCUGUCUUGGCAAGAUGAAGAGGCCAGUCAUGUACAAGGAGCACAUCAACUCUAUGAAUCCCAUGUCCCUACUUCUAAGAUGCAAAAGGUGUUACUAACAGCAGGCUCUGCCUUUAUGGCAUUGUAUGAUCCAACAAGAGCAGACAUGGUGGCAACAGUUGGAGAAACAACAGGACUUCUUGCACUUAAAAAUAUGCACCAUAGAAUGAUGCAAGAUCCAGCUGGACAAGAAAUAUUGCAAGAACGUCCUCGCAUUAAUUCAUCCUUAAUUGACUUUGACAAACUCCGACAACUUCCAGAUGGAUUGUUUGGACGAGAAUACGUCAGAGGGAUGGACCUUCAUAGACUUACACCUGAUGGUAGAGAUGAGGUGAAGUUUGUUGAUGACAAAGACCUUGCAUAUGUUAUGCAAAGAUAUCGAGAAGUUCAUGACUUUGUUCACACUCUUGCUGGUCUCUCAAUCAGUGUUCCUCAUGAAAUAGCUGUCAAGUGGUAUGAAAUGGUUCAAACAGGACUCCCAAUGUGUGCAUUGAGCUCAUUUGUUGCACCUAUCAGGUUAACAUCACGAGAGCGGGCCAAUCUGCGGAAAUAUUACAUCCCUUGGGCUGUAUACUGUGGAUAUCAAUCCAAGUUCUUUAUGAAUGUUUACUUCGAGAAACAUUUUGAGAAACCGAUAAAUGACUUGCGGCAAAGAUUGAAUUUUGUUCCAGCUCCAAAAAUACAAAGGCAAAUACCAUGAAGACAUUCUUGUGAAACAUACUAGUAACAAAUAGCGGGAAAAAAAAUCUUAUUGUAAAUAGUUUAAUUAAAGAAGCAAUAAGGAUUAUGUCUGUGGAAA